Messenger RNA from Galdieria sulphuraria, 1064 nucleotides. Its product is annotated as RNA binding protein. The transcript is spliced from 3 exons. The record is from RefSeq and is a predicted model, not a curated record. Gene Ontology annotation, biological process: maturation of 5.8S rRNA; maturation of LSU-rRNA. Bases 10 to 951 code for a protein of 313 amino acids. Lineage: Eukaryota; Rhodophyta; Bangiophyceae; Galdieriales; Galdieriaceae. Gene Ontology annotation, cellular component: nucleolus; preribosome, large subunit precursor.
UUCUUGAUCAUGCAAUCGGACGACGUCAUUUGGUCUAUAGUUGGAAAAACUUUUUGUUCCUUUCGCGUGAAGAUAACUACAGGAAACUUUUGCAAGAAUCCAUAUAAUCUCACAGGAAUCUGUGCCCGACGUUACUGUCCUUUGGCAAAUAGUCGCUAUGCAACCAUCAUUGAGACAGAAGGAGACUGCUUUUUGUAUUUGAAGACUAUUGAAAGAGCUCAUCUGCCAAACGCGCAAUGGGAGAAAGUUAAGCUUUCAAACAACUACAAGAAAGCUCUUGAACAAAUAGACGAGAAACUCCAUUUCUGGCCGCACUAUUUGAAGCACAAGGCAAAGCAACGUUUAACUAAAAUCAAACAGUACCUAAUAAGGAAGAAAAGACUGCAGUUGAAGCUAAGAAGCAAAGUUGUGCCGGUAAAUAACAAGCUCGAAAGACGUGAGAGAAAGAAAGAGAAAAAAGCGCUUUCCAUGUCAAAGCUAGACAAGAGAAUAGAAGAAGAACUAUUAUCUCGUUUACGAAGUGGCAAAUAUAAGGAUAUAUACAACUUUCCACUCGCUCAAUAUGAAACUGUGCUUGAACAAGACAAAGUCCCGGAAGUAGAGACUAUGGAGUUUGAAGAAGAUUAUGAAAGCGAUGACGAGUCGGAGGAACAAUGGGAAGAAGAGGUAUAUGAAGCGUCGGAAGGCGAAAUUUUAGACGAACAACAAACGUCUCUGAAAGACAUAGAAGAUUUACAUUCAAGUACUUACAACGCCGUGUUUGAUGAAGACGAUAGUAUUCAAGAAGAAGUGAAUGUUGGAAAAGACCCGACGGAUGUAUUGAAGAAGCGUUGGUCACGCAAAGUUUCUAAACACGGAGGUUCAAGCCGAGCAACUUCGAGAAAGAGAAGUGGACGAAGAGAGUUUGAGUAUGAGUUUGAAGAUGAGCGAUUGUUACAGACCACUGACUGAGUAAAUGCGUUGUGAUUACUGUUGGUUUUAACUUAUGACGUGAUAUUUCCGUACAAGUCGAUAGAGCGUGUUAUCUACUCAAUACCAGGACUUAUAAAGUGAACCCUUGAGUG